Molecule: messenger RNA, 2599 nt
Organism: Phoenix dactylifera (date palm)
Lineage: Eukaryota; Viridiplantae; Streptophyta; Magnoliopsida; Arecales; Arecaceae
Biological process (GO): protein phosphorylation
Cellular component (GO): cytoplasm
Molecular function (GO): protein serine/threonine kinase activity; ATP binding
Source: RefSeq, a predicted model, not a curated record
ACGUUCUAUCGCAUCUCCAACCCAUCUACCCCGUCUCUCCUCAUUGUUGCUUUUUUUUUUUUUUUUUUGGUUCAGUUCCUUUUCUCUUAAGUUAGGAAUCUGGAUGCGGAAAUUCUGUUCUUGGGAUCGCACGGGAAAUGCCUCCGAUCUCGCUUCGGCCCAAAGAAUCGAAGCUCCUAUUGCCUCCGAUCUGAAAGUAGAAUUUAUUGAAGAUAUACCGACGAGGAUCUAUGCUUCAUUAGUGUCUGCAGCCAGAAUCACCGUGACUUCUGUGCAUUGCUCGAUUUAGUCAUGUGGAGGUUCAAGCCCUUUACAGCAAAAGAACCGACCGGCUUGGAAGGUCGCACCAUCGAUGUCGGCAAUGUAAAGGUCCAUGUUCGAAAUGCCAUGGCGGAAGGGGGAUUUUCUUGUGUGUAUCUCGCUCGUGAUGCUCUGCAUGCAUCAAAGCAAUAUGCUUUGAAGCACAUGAUCUGCAAUGAUGGGGAGUCACUGGAUCUUGCAAUGAAGGAGAUCUCGGUGAUGAGACUACUUAAAGGGCACCCGAAUGUUGUCGCGCUUGUGGCCCACACCAUAUUGGACAUGGGUCGUAUGAAGGAGGUGUUGAUCGUGAUGGAGUUCUGUGAGAAGUCGUUGGUUGCUGUGCUGGAUAAUAGAGGGGCUGGGUACUUUGAGGAGAAUCAGGUCCUCCUGAUCUUCAGGGAUGUCUGCAAUGCAGUGUUAGCCAUGCAUUCUCAGUCACCACCUAUCGCUCACAGAGACCUGAAAGCUGAAAAUGUGCUGCUUGGAUCUGAUGGAGCUUGGAAAUUAUGCGAUUUCGGUAGCACUUCGACCAAUCAUAAGUGUUUUGACAGGCCUGAAGAGAUGGGUAUUGAAGAAGACAAUAUCAGAAAGCAUACAACCCCUGCAUAUAGAGCCCCUGAGAUGUGGGACCUUUUUCGAAGAGAAAUUAUCAGUGAGAAGGUGGACAUUUGGGCUCUUGGAUGCCUUUUGUACAGAAUCUGCUACCUCAAAUCUGCAUUUGAUGGUGAAUCAAAGCUUCAGAUAUUGAAUGGAAACUAUCGCAUUCCAGAGUUACCAAAAUAUAGUGCUGCCAUAACCAACCUAAUUAAAGACAUGCUUGAAGCCUCUCCAAAUGCCAGACCAGACAUCACGCAGGUGUGGUUUCGUGUUAAUGAACAAUUGCCUGUGGAGUUGCAGAAAUACUUACCUGAUGGGUCAUCAUCAAAUAUCAGCAUGUACCAUCCUACUUCAAGUAUGCAUGAUGAAGGACUUCCUAAGAAAUAUUUGAUGCCUAGAAGGAGCCCUCCUCCACCACCAUCAUCAAGAGAACAGAUGCAAAAUAUCUCAGUGCAAUCUGAAAAGGUGUCACACUCUAGACCCUCCCAGGGUGGUUCAAAAGCUGCUGGGUGUCCUAUUGGUUCAUUUUGGUCCACCCAGUAUGCACAUGAUCCGCAGGUUGCAGAAAACAAAGGUUCUUUGAUUGACAAGGAACCAUUUAAACAGUGGAGAUCCAAGAACAAUCAGAAUAGUCUGGAUAGCAAGACCAUCUCGCCAAGAGAACAUGUUCAUACGGGACAAAGUGGAGCAGCAAACCCUCUCAAAAAGUUUGAAGAGGAUCCUUCUAAAGGCUUUGAAAUAAGCUUUUUCCAAGAGGAGCCACAACAGAAUUCUCAGAAAACAAAAGCAGUACAUCCUGAGACCAUACAGACAUUUCAGAACGAGGCAUUUAACACCUUCAUUGCUGAGUUUGAGACCAGUAACCUUGACUCCAGAAAUAGUGCUAGUAAUAAUCAUAACAAUGGAUCAGGGAGAAAAGAGCUAGAAGCUGAAGCGGAUAGGCUGAAGGAACAGUUGAAGCAAGCCAACUUGGGGAAAGCCGAAAUUACAUCCAAAUAUGAGAAGUUGUCGGCCAUUUGUCGCUCUCAGCGGCAGGAGAUCCAGGAGCUGAAGCGCGCCCUUGCAGCAGCAACUCCAUCGCCAUCAAGUAAGGAUAGCUCAAAGAGCCAUAUCUCUCUUGGAAGCUUGCAGUCUGGAACUCUGCAAAAGGAUAAGAUUGAAGGAACUGUAUGGGAACUCCAGCAAGGGAUGCUCGCAAACAGUUCUCCAUCACCCAGCCAAGAGCCCAAGCCAUGGCAGGCAUUUUCUGGGGAGCCAAAAGCCCAGUCUAGAGCAGCUGGAACAACCAAUGGUCACCAAAAUCUGACCAAGCAAUCGGCGGCAGCGCCCUCCAGUGAUGUGUGGGGGUUCAAUCUGGAAAGCUUCACAGCAGCGCCAUUUGGUGCGCAGGUGUCGAGGACCUCUGCUCAGGCAAAUACUUCUCAGAGACUCAGUGGUGGGGGAACAAAAAAGGUGGAGACCAGCCAACCAUCUGGAUGGGCUGGUUUCUGAAGUGCAGUUGAAAAUAAAACAGAGAUUAUUGCUAGUGUUCAUAAGCUAUUAUUAUAGCGGGCGCGCAAAGGACUGCCUCACAGUUGCCCCUGAUAACAUUUGUGAUUUAUUUUUGUUGCUUGUGGAAAAGAUUGAAGUUGGUAGAUUUUUAGCGGAAAUUCACCCUUCUUUUGCUGCCUCUAAGGAGAUCUGAAAGAUCAGGGUUUUUCAA